AUGGCAGAGGCGAUCGCGGCGUUCAGUCUCGCUGCAAAUAUUGUUCAAUUCGUCGACUUUGGUGGCAGAUUAAUUCACGAUGCAUGGUCCAUCUACCAUAAGGGUCGUGGCAGCUUUCCAGAAUUAUUGGGUGUGGAAAAGACAGCUGAGGAUCUGAAACUCGUACUUGCGGAGCUAGUCUCACCUUUGAAAGAACCUGGGGACGAAACAGACAGUGAAAGAAGUCUCAAAGAGCUUGGGCAGCAAUCUGCCUUUCGAUUGGCGUGGAAGGAGGAGGAUAUGAUAUCGCAACAAAUGAGGCUCGAAACCAUCAAACAUCAGCUGAACCUUCAUAUUUUGGUAUCAUUGCGCGAGCAAGCUAGAAAGUCUUUGAGUCAGCAAGAGCAGAUUCUCACUCAGCUUGCUGCCAUAGGCCAACAUACUCAACGAUUUGAAUGCUCGACGAGGAACUUGACUGCAGAAGGAAUCGGCUCAAGCCUCCUAGACUUCUUAACAGCGAAGCUUGGCCAAAGCGGAAAGAGUUCUUGGCAGCGAGAGAUCGUUUCAGCCAUACAUGAAGAUCACACGAGCGAAGCUACUCAGGAUGUCUCUGAUUUUGCAAUUCCAACGCAUCGACGUAGGGUGCUACAGUCGAAAAUACUAGCGCUGCUUCGAUAUUCAGGAAUGGAUGACCGUGAAGAAAGGAUUGUUGAAGCUUACGAGGAAACUUUUCAGUGGAUUUUCAGUGACGACGCAAGUGGUCACGAGAAGCUUUGGUCUAACUUCAAAGCAUGGCUAGAGACAGAUGAGCCUCUGUAUUGGAUAACUGGGAGGGCGGGAUCUGGGAAAUCGACCUUGAUGAAGUAUAUCUGCCACGAAGAGAGUGCUUCGAACCCUGUGGACUCUACGAAUUCAAUGAACCCACAAGAAUUCUCCAAAGAAGAACUGGAAAAAAUGCUUCGAUCAACGGCGAUGAUCAUCAGCCAGGAUGCAAAACUUGUCUUGUUCGUUGACGGCCUCGACGAAUUUGAAGGAAAGCAUGAUGACCUCAUCUACCUGUUUCAAGACUUGAUCGCAAACAAAAACAUAAAGGUUUGCGUCUCGAGUCGACCUUGGGUCCAAUUUGAAGAUGCCUUCGAGCAUCAGCCGAGCCUUACAAUUGACACUUUGACAUAUCCUGACAUCAAGCACUAUGUUAGCUCAAAGUUCCAUGGAAAUCCCGGUUUCACUCAGCUUAGCUUGAGGGAGCCUGACUUUGCAAACCAAUUGGUCGAGAACGUCGCAUCUAAAGCAUGUGGUGUCUUUCUCUGGGUACAUUUGGUAGUUCAUUCUCUUCUCUCAGGCAUGAAUUAUGGAGACAGAAUCUCAGAUCUGCAGAGACGGCUAGAUCUACUACCUCCCGAUUUGGAAAACCUAUACGAUAAGAUCCUUCAAAGUUUGGACCCAUUCUACCUUGAACAUGCAGCUCAACUGUUCCAACUGAUACAAGCCAGUCGUGAACCACUGCCUCUCCUGCUUCUUUCUUUUGCCGAUGAAGACUCCAUAGAGUUUGCGUUGAAGCAGCUGUUCCAACCUUUGUCCCCAGAUGCACGGCUCUUACGUACCGAUACUAUGCGUCGGCGAUUGAACAGCCGAUGGAAGGGCCUUCUUGAAGUAGGCAAAUCAGCUACCGAAGAUUCAAGAGUGGGUGAAGAUACAGUUCAGUAUCUUCACAGGACUGUCAAAGACUAUGUUGAGAGUAUUGAAGUCCAGACCAAGAUGCACGAAGCAUCGAAAUCUGCAUUUGACCCACACUUGAGACUUUGUGCUGGCAACAUUGCGCAUAUUAAGACAAUAGACCAUCGUACGAAUUUCUUCUCUGAUGGUACUUUAUGGACACGUGUACAGCGCUGCCUAUGGAGUGCCUCAAAAAUUCAAGCACGGAACAAAAAAUACAUCGUUCCUCUUCUUGACGAGCUCGAUGAGACUGGGAAGACUCUUGCUUUGAAAUUUUCCAACGACCAUGUGACAAACAGCGAGCAGUAUCUAUCAUUCAUCCAGUAUGAGCAAAGAUAUCUCGUCAAUGAUCUAUUAUCAUUUGGACAAUGGGUGCCAACACAUCCUUCGCUUUCAUACUAUGGGUUCCGGACCAACUUUGGCUGCAAUUUCUUGUCUUUGGUAGUCAGGUACGGCGGUGUCGAGUAUGUAGACGCAAAGGUCAAUAGAGGAUGCUUCGUUCAGCGGAGUCCGAUGACAUCCAUGCAAACACUUUCACUGGAGGAUAUCAUUGGCGUUCAAUCACUAAAUGAAAGAUCAAGAGAGCUUUACUUUCGAAGACAAUCGCAUAUCUGGCCACUCCUCCAAGAUGCAGUCCAUUUUGAUUCCCGGUGGGCGACUGAAUACCAAGACUCUGUACCAUCCUUCGAAAUGAUGGAGUGCUUAAUAGGUCAUAGAGCUGAUGCUAAUUACCUUUUUUAUGAUGCCUACGGAAAAGAAUGGACAGUAUGGAGACGUCUUCUAGAGAACCUUUACAAGGGUUUCAAUGGUCAAAAGCUGCCAGCUCCAUGGUCAAGCAUAGCGUCUGCAAUGAUCAAAUGUGGAAUGAAUCUUCAGGAAAGCGAUAUCCAAGCGCCUGUACCCGGCGAUCUUGGGACAAUCCUCGGGGAGCCUUACCGAAACAGGGUGAAUUCCCAUGCAUUCAAAACGGAAAUCAUGUUAAUCACGAAGAGCCCAACAAAGUCUUGGCAAGACUGGAUGAAAAUGAAAGCGUGA
Mollisia scopiformis is the source of this 2730-nucleotide messenger RNA. RefSeq lists its product as uncharacterized. The transcript has 4 exons. NCBI's taxonomy places the organism in Eukaryota, Fungi, Ascomycota, Leotiomycetes, Helotiales, Mollisiaceae. Bases 1 to 2730 code for a protein of 909 amino acids. The record is from RefSeq and is a predicted model, not a curated record.